AUGGCCCAUCCUUUGGGUCAUUCUGGGGAUGGUGACACGUCUGUCAAUGCCCCCCCGUCGUACAAUGACACAAUAAGCAGUGUCGGCGUGUCACAUCCUCCGCCUCACACAAAUGCGGUCAUUGAAGCUGGCAAUAUCCGGGCCCGAGAUGAGCAAGCGAUGCAGAACAUGCUCCAAGAAGUCCAACUAAAAAGCGGCAUUUACAACAACGAUAUCGAACCAGAACAUGAUUCAGACUUCCCUUGUAAUUGUAUCAUACACCGAUACAGGAACAGGAAACUGAAUCGCCUGGGGGUCCAGGAAAUGUGGUCAAGGGCGGUCAUGUAUCCAGGAGAAAGGUUCUACCACGAUUGCUAUGAAAGGAUUCUUUUUACAAAUAACCCCUAUAUCAGGGUUGUGUCACCCUAUGGGCCUAAUGGGGCCACCUUCGGCGGAGUAACAGGACCUCAAGCGGAUUACUAUACCUUAUCAGUGCAGCAGACAAUCCAGAUAAAUGCAUCUCUUAAUACACAGGCACAGGCAUCUGUCGACGCAAAAGAGCCCCCAUCUGACAUAUGGAAAAUGAACGAUGAGCCCUCUGUCUCCUCUAGAAUAGGUGGCAGUGAAGAAGAUCGAAUCGCCAAGUCCCCACCAAAUAGCACCUCCGAGUCAAGCAAACAGUCUAGGUUUGGAGGGUUGAAAAAAGCUCUUAAAAUCAAGUCAUCUGAGGAGAAAUGGUAUGCUAAGGGCCGCGAGUUACGAAACGAAAUCAUCAAGGAGGAGGCUGGUAGAUGGCCAAAUCAGCAGUGGCGACAAAUCGUAGCCGCCUACCAAGACAAAGUCGGAAUGACCCAGAAGAUCGCGAGUCUCCGGGUCCAUCAACCUCUUCAGUACCUUCAUCUACUCCGGGCGGGUUAUUUUGAACCUAUCCCGAUCGCCUGGGCCAGUCUCGCUUCCAAUCCCCUCAAGUUUCUUAUCGAUGCGCCUUCUGGAUGGAGAGGAAUCACCCCGUCCUGGAGAGGAUUUGAAGACACAGCAGAGGAACGGCUUUACUGGGUCUUGAAUCACAGAGAAGGGAGCACCGGGGUGCGAAUGAAGCCGGACUUUAUCUCCGCCAUGGAAAUGGCCCAGGCAAGGAUGGCCUCUGCCAUUGAACCACCUCCGGCAUACUUCUCAGCCACCGAUACCUGCCAUGUUCAGCAUACCUCUGAGGGCUACUCCAGGCAGGUCAUGCCUGCCCCGUUCACGGUCCUCAAGGAAUCAAAAUAUCAUACAGAUGAUACUAUGAUUCUCUUGGACGUCUCCGGAUCCAUGAGUAUUGACCCUAUUCGACCAAAUUAUAAGCAAUAUCUGAUUACCGGUUAUUCCAAGGCCACUCAACCAAAGAAUAAAGAUGUCGCCAAGGCUAUUAUCCGCCGCUUUACUGAUGCACUCAUAAACCACGAUCAUAAUUCGGAUGGCUACCAACUUGUUACUUUCUCGUCCCAAUCGGAUUAUAUUGGUCUUAUCAACCACGACAAUUUCGAUGCAAUGUGGAAGAACAUUGCCUUUGGGGGGCAGACCCGAGUCAUGUCCGGAUGGCAGAAAGUCAAGGAUCUACAUUUCCAGCAGCAUUCUGAAUCUGCAACCUUUCAUUCCGUAUACGGGUGGCAGGCCGGCUCCCGAACCCCCAUAUUAAGGUUACUUCUUCUCCUCGAUGGCGAGGCCACGGACAUGGAUGAAUUUGAGCUAGAUCUUCUAGGUCUCUCUUGGAUUCAUGUGACGAUAUUUUUGAUUGGCGCCGAUGGGUGUCCGCAUCAUCAUCGUCAUGCUAACGAGCUACAGAGAAUCAGCGAGGUCAACCCCCAUGUUUCCUUUGUUGAUGCUCAAGGCAACACCCCGGAGCGGUUUGUUACCCACGAGCUACUCAAGCGGCAUCUUGGCUAUGAUCUUUCAAUAACCGAGUUCGAGGAGUUGGAGCACCCGCCAUCAUAUGAAGAUUGA
Molecule: messenger RNA, 1962 nt
Organism: Aspergillus ochraceoroseus IBT 24754
Lineage: Eukaryota; Fungi; Ascomycota; Eurotiomycetes; Eurotiales; Aspergillaceae
Product: vWA domain-containing protein
Exons: 4
Coding region: 1-1962 (653 amino acids)
Source: RefSeq, a predicted model, not a curated record